Molecule: messenger RNA, 830 nt
Organism: Punica granatum (pomegranate)
Lineage: Eukaryota; Viridiplantae; Streptophyta; Magnoliopsida; Myrtales; Lythraceae
Source: RefSeq, a predicted model, not a curated record
UGUGGUUCCUAAAUGCCCCUUUAGAUUAGCUUCUCUCUCCCUCCUGAGCUCACAAUACAUAUAUACAAUUUACACACAGAGAGAUAAUGAGGAAAAGUAAACUAACUAGACUAGGGGGAGGAGUAGAAGAAGAGAAGCCGGUGUGAUGUUGAACUGGGGCCCGGUGUUGGUCGGGGUGGUGCUGUUCGUGGUGCUGACACCGGGGCUGCUGUUUCAGGUCCCCGGACGCCGCAGUUUGGUGGAGUUCGGCAACUUGCAGACGAGUGGCACCUCCAUACUUGUCCACUCCCUCAUCUACUUCUGCCUCGUCUGCCUCUUCAUCAUCGUCAUCAACCUCCAAAUCUACAUUGCGAAUCUGAGAGAUAGAGAGAUGGCGGACUGGGGACCGGUGGUUAUAUCGGUGGUGCUGUUCGUGCUGCUGAGCCCGGGGCUGCUGUUUCAGCUGCCGGGGAAGGGGAGGGUGGUGGAGUUCGGCAACAUGCAGACCAGCGGUCCUUCCAUCCUCGUCCACACCAUCAUCUUCUUCUGCCUCACCACCAUCUUCCUCAUCGCCCUUGGUGUCCAUAUCUACGCUGGUUAAGUACUUGCGCGGUUCUCCGACAACUGAUCUGAGAAGUUAAAAGACUAAUUCAUCCUAUACAGACCUCAGGUCAAAUUCAGUUUGUUGUCUCAAUUCAGUGCCAUUUUUCAGUCUGUUUCAUGUUCAGUUAUUGUUUUCUGUAUCGGUCUGAUUCGCCGAGGAAUCGGACUGUUUCGUAACUUCCAAUUCUUGAGAAAGUUGUUCCCUUUUGGUGAAGAGAAAGUGGGCUCAUGAACCUUAUUGAUGAUCA